Messenger RNA from Exophiala spinifera, 1626 nucleotides. RefSeq lists its product as uncharacterized. Lineage: Eukaryota; Fungi; Ascomycota; Eurotiomycetes; Chaetothyriales; Herpotrichiellaceae. The record is from RefSeq and is a predicted model, not a curated record. The transcript is spliced from 7 exons. Bases 1 to 1626 code for a protein of 541 amino acids.
AUGGCAUGGGAAGAGAUUGCUCAGAGAAAACGCCUGCAGCGGGAGGAAUGCAUUCACAGAUUUCGACGCCUUGUUGAUGGAGCACCUCAGCCGAGGAAGAGGAGCGCCGGGGAGGUCGUAGACCAGCUUGUAGACCAGAUCGACGUCCCAACGUUGACACAAAGGUACGCGAGUGGCGAAGUGUCUGUCGAAGAUGUUGUCUUGCGUGCCAUUGACCGGUCGAUUGCUGCGCACAAACAAACCAAUUGUUUGACCGAACCUCUAUUUGAAAGCGCUGUGCAACGUGCUCGAGAACUUGAUCAUUAUUUCAGAACGCACGGGAAGCUUGUAGGACCACUUCACGGCAUCCCCAUGUCUCUGAAGGACCAAUUCGACAUUGCAGGUGUGGACACGACAUUCGGCUACGUCGGCCGAGCUUUUCACCCAGCCUCCGAGGACGCUCCAGUGACGAAAGUCCUCAAAGAUCUGGGAGCUGUAAUCAUCACCAAGACCAACGUACCGCAGACCAUAUUGUGGGGUGAGACUGAAAAUCCUCUGUGGGGCCUGACGACGCUUCCAGGCAGGCCAGAUCUCACCGCUGGCGGGUCUUCUGGAGGCGAAGCCGCUCUGUUGAGCCUUGAGGGGUCGCUUUGUGGAUGGGGUACCGACAUUGGCGGAUCUAUUCGAGGUCCUAGCAACUUCAAUGGGCUCUUUGGCUUGAAGCCAUCGAACGCUCGAAUGUCACAUCACGGGGUGCCUGGACCUCAUGAAGGCCAAGAACAUGUGCCAUCCUCAGUUGGGCCCCUGGCCAAACGACUGUCGUCACUGGUAGCCGUCACAAGGGCAGUUUUGAAUUCACAGGUAUGGCUUCAGGAUCCAAAGGUGGUCCCAAUUCCGUGGCGCGAAGAUGUCUAUCGAGGAGUCCUGAACCAGCGUCUGCGAAUUGGCCUGAUCAUCGAUGAUCGGGUCGUCGAGCCCCACCCGCCUGUGAAACGCGCCGUGCAAGAAGCGGCCGCCCUGCUACGGAAUGCUGGGCACGAGAUCGUCCCAUGGGAUACGUCCGAACACAUGUCUUUCAUCGAGAUCCAGGACCAAUUCUAUCGAGCCGACGGAGGUGAAGAUAUCCGCCGUGAAAUUGCUGCUGCAGGCGAACCCAUGCUGCCACAUGUGGAAGGUCUCGUCGCCAGUAGCAAGCCCAUCUCGGUGUACGACUACUGGCAACUGAACAAGGCCAAAGUACAGGCUCAACAAGCGUACAAUCGAAAAUGGAACAAAGCGGGGGUCGACGUCUUAUUGAGCCCUGUUGCAGCUCACACUGCCCUCCCACAUCGAUGUUUUCGGUAUACGGGGUAUACCAAGGUUUGGAAUUUUCUAGACUACACCGCACUGUCGUUUCCGUUGACCCGGGUCUCGGAAGAUCUCGACUCAAACGACAUAAACGGCACAUCGACACCAACUCAAGGCUCUUCGUCUGAGUUGUCUAAUCUGUUCAACACAUAUAAUCGGCAACUGUACGACCUCGCAGCCAUGAAUGGGCUCUCGGUCGGAGUACAGAUCAUUGGGAGGAGGUUCGAAGAAGAGAAAGUACUCGGAGUGGCGGAAGUUCUUCAACGGGAGGUCGAGAAACAAAACGCAUGCUCGAGGUAA